AUGGUUGACGUCUUUACUCGUUUUUGCGUUUUACGCCCUAUUCGCUUUAAAUCAGCCAUUGACAUUGUUAAAGAGCUUUCUUCGGUCUUCAGCCUUUUCGGUUAUCCAAAGAUCAUACAAAGCGACAACGGUAGCGAGUUCAAACACAACUUUGUUCACCUUCUUUCCAAGCACACUGGCAUGGAUCAUCGCCUUGUUACACCAUAUCAUCCUCGAGCCAACGGCUUAGCUGAACGUAUGGUUGAAACGGUUAAGACGGCACUCUUCAAACGCUUAGAGGGCAGACCUGAAACGUGGGAUUUAUACCUUGAUAGUACCAUGUACGCAAUCAAUACCAAACACCACUCUGAUCUCAAGACUCGUCCCUUCGCUUUGAUGUUUGCUCGUCAACCGAAUGCAAUGCGUGAUUAUUCCCAAGCCAAAUCAGCCAGUCCUGCCGAAGUCACGAAGUCCAUCAUGAAACGUAUGAAGGAAAUGGAAGAUAUCGUUAUCCCUGGUAUCCACGAAGGUCGUAAAGCUCGCAAUGAAGUCACCAAAACACGCUACAACAAGACGCAUCGCAUGCACAAAGACAUUGCUAUUGGUAGCCAAGUCAUGAUUGUCAACGUCAAUCGUAGCUCCAAGACCGAUCCAAUUUAUGACGGACCGUACAUCGUGCAUUUCAGGACACCCAAAGGCAACUAUGUUUUACGUGACAAGAUGGGCAAGCUCCUACAGCGUAACAUUCCUCCGCAUCAAGUUAAACGUGUCUCAGAUGAUCCUAAAGCGGAUGGUGACACCUUUUAUGAAUUCGAAGCUAUUGUCGAUCACCGUUUGCAUGCACAACACGGCUAUCCAGAAUAUCGUGUGCAUUGGCGAGGCUACAGCGAUGAGGACGACACAUGGGAACCAGCUGAAAACUUUAGCGAUAUCUCAGCUAUCAACGCCUAUAUCAAACGUCGUUUUCCAAAUGGUAUUCCAUCAGAUGACCCAUUUUACGCUGCCGCACCAAACAAUGACGGUGCACGAGCCACCAAACGCAGACGCACCGACACAUCACGACGCACUUAA
Molecule: messenger RNA, 1050 nt
Organism: Lichtheimia ornata
Lineage: Eukaryota; Fungi; Mucoromycota; Mucoromycetes; Mucorales; Lichtheimiaceae
Exons: 1
Coding region: 1-1050 (349 amino acids)
Biological process (GO): DNA integration
Molecular function (GO): nucleic acid binding
Source: RefSeq, a predicted model, not a curated record